Echinococcus granulosus is the source of this 2964-nucleotide messenger RNA. RefSeq names its product Kinesin-like protein KIF14. Gene Ontology annotation, biological process: microtubule-based movement. The coding region runs from base 1 to 2964 and encodes 987 amino acids. Gene Ontology annotation, cellular component: microtubule; kinesin complex. The transcript is spliced from 15 exons. The record is from RefSeq and is a predicted model, not a curated record. Lineage: Eukaryota; Metazoa; Platyhelminthes; Cestoda; Cyclophyllidea; Taeniidae. Gene Ontology annotation, molecular function: microtubule binding; ATP hydrolysis activity; ATP binding.
AUGUCUGAGCUCGAAGAGUCAGGAACUGUUACCACUGCAGUCCGCGUUCGACCGUUUUCCCAAAGCGAGAUCGGUUCGAAGGAUAACUACACUGCGGUAGACUGCCCCGAAUUCGGCAAAGUCAGAUGUUCGAAGAAAGGCCUGCAUGCAACAGUAUUUUCUGUGGAUCACACAUUUUGUUGCUUUGCUGGAGAUGUAAUUGAAACUGAAAAGGGAAGUCAACAGGAAGUGUAUAUGGCUCUGGGGUUGCCUUUAUUAAACAAGGCUCUUGCUGGAUACAAUGCGUGUUUGCUUGCCUAUGGUGUUACGUCCUCCGGAAAAACGUAUAGUAUGUAUGGGACGGUUGAUGAUCCUGGCAUUGUUCCACGAAUUGUGGAGGAUUUGUUUGCUCACAUCGAUGUAGAAAGGGGAACGAACGUUUCGACGACAGUCCAUUUCAGUUAUUAUGAAAUUUACAACGAGAAAAUCAACGAUCUUUUACAGGACAAGAGGAAUCCAUCCCAAUUGACAGUUCGUGAGCAUCCGGUGACAGGACCUUUUGUGGAAGGCCUCAUCCAACCAGCGGUUCACUCCUCUGAGGAAAUGUUCGCCUGGCUUCGGCAGGGCGAUGCGCGUCGCAGCGUAGCAUCAACUGAGAUGAACGCUCGCAGCUCUCGAUCACACACAAUUGCCUCCUUCAUCAUUCGGCGUGAAGUAGUGAGAUUUACGAAGAAGGGGACUGUGGAGAAUGCCUACACAAGCAAGUUAACUUUAGUCGACUUAGCAGGCAGUGAACGUCAGUCUUCGUCUAACGGCAUAAGUGAACGAUUGAUGGAGACGUGUCAGAUAAACAAGUCGUUGUUUGUUCUGGGAAGGGUCAUAUCCCAGCUGAGUGGUGACACGCAGACGAAGACCGUUUUCCGCUCAACCGAACGUCCAAGUCGUAAGCGACCCAAGUUGGAAUUCGAGGGGACCUCGCCACUGCUUACACCCCAAACAUUGGUAAAGCGCAAAAAUAAUACAUUCGUGUCCUAUCGUGACUCUCUUCUCACUUGGCUAUUGAAGGACAGUCUUGGUGGUAAUUCGGUCACUACUAUGCUGGCGACGGUGUCUCCCUCUUCACUCCAUAUUGACGAUACGCUUUCGACUUUACACUAUGCUAGGCGCGUCCAGUGCAUAGUCAACAAGGCUGUGGUAAACGAAGACCCCGAAGGACGCAUUAUUCGAGAAUUAAUGUCUGAAGUUGAAAAACUCCGAAGACGUCUUGACGAAUCUGCAAAGUCCAGCAGUCCUCUGACUGGACAAGUUCGCACACUCAAACGUUUGCUCUUGGCCAGAGAGGAGGAAAUUGCUCAACUUACUAGCGAAUUGGCUAAGCGCACUAUAGCCUGUGCACGGCUCCAGGCCGGAGCCUUACAGGCUUCGUCGGAAACCACAUCUCCGUGUCUUUAUGUUGGUGAUCUCUGCACAAAAGACCUAUGUGAGAUACCUAUGAAGCGCCUUAAGUCGAAUCUGUGUCCUGAGGGUACAGGCGGCAACACUCUUUCUACUAUCCGUCGUGUGGCACCCGAUGGUGCAGAAAAAAGUGAAUCCACCGUGCGGACAGAUGCUCCCAAUUGUAAUGGCGACCCGAAUCCCUCUGGAAUCCAACUCGCGGAGUUCCCCGGCUCCAUCGACGUUGUUGAGUCGAGUGCAGUUAUACCAAGAGAAGACGUGUCAACUAACACGAUUGAAGAUGUAACAGUAAUUCCUCUAAGUGAUCUGGAAAAAAUGCAGUCUGAUUUGCGAUUCUUAACUAAGGCACUGUCUGCAUACCAAAAUGUGCAAACGGCAGAUGCGUCUCUUGGUGUCUGUGAACAGACUUUCGGUCUUAGUGUUUUGCCGUCUGAAGACUUGUCACUUAUGAGGGCAGCGAUCAAGCGGAAGCUGGAAGUUGCCAAGUGUGAGGCCGAAACUAACACCGAUGAACUGGUAAAGUACGAUGUGGCGACAUCUGAUGAUCCUAGCUAUCAAAUCCUCCCUCGAACUUCACUUGACCAGGUUAUUGGGGGCGUGGGGAAUCGUCGUUCGGUAGUGGAGAGUAAAGCAUAUGUCGAUUCCACUACCUUAACAGAUGACUAUGAACUCGGUGUUACAUAUAUUUCGUUAAAUUUCUUCAAUGAACUUUACGAAAGGCAGCAUCUGCUUCGAUUAAAAUUGAGUUCUCAAGAGCCCAAGCCAAAAUCGGACGCAAAUGUCACCACUGAUCUCGAUGUCAUGGUUCUUUCCGAAAAGGACUACAAAGAAUUACAUUGCCAAAUUGAAAAAUUAAAAGCAAAACUUAGUAGAUGCGAGGCUGUUGGUGAAGACAAAGAAACGAGCACCCAUAAUGACGAUGUGGCUGUUGACGACUUCGCUGUCGAACGAACGAGCAAAGAUAUGAAUGAGUCGGAGCGUGAGUUUAAUAGGUGCGAAAGUGCGAACCCGACGGAUAAUCUGACUAGCGAUGCUUGUGUAGCUGCUGCUGGGAAUGCUUCGUCAAGCCACUUGUCGAGGGAAGCCAUUACGAAGGAUUAUGUGCACAGUCGGGUAAAUUUCUUCGAAAAUCUCAACCGGAGUCAAGUGAUUUGCAGCGAAUACCUUCCACAGGCUUCAAAGGAAGGCACAUUCAUGUGCGGAUCCAACAUAGUGAAGCAGCCGAAUGAUGAACUCCUAGCUAAUGAGGAUCUGAAACAAAACGUGAAACUUUUACAAUACCAAGUGGAAUCACAGCGUUGGGAAAUCCAGUAUCUCGAGAAGCUGAAUAAGCGGUUGACGAAUGAGCGUAAUAUGGUGGCCAAAGUGUUAAAGAACGUGUUUCAGGAACGCAGAAGCAAUGCGGUGGAUAUGUUGGCUCUCUUUGAUGAAGUGUUAGGGUCGAUUCCUCAAGUAUCGGAGGAGUUCCGUCGGGAAAUGGAGUCUAUUUUGGAGCAGUUUGGCUGUGAUACGAACAAACCGCUCAUCUAA